CGCCCCAGGGGUUCCUGGUGUUUUGCACAGGCUCCAGUUUAUUUAUUAAACGGUCUAUUUUUGCGCAUUCGCCGCGUUCUCGCCCAACCACCACUACGCCCAACUCUUCUAGUCGGUCUUUACUCUCGCCUACGUCGGUCGCAGCUGUCUCCAAUCGUCUGCUCCGUAUACACUCGUUUCCCGUCGUCGCCUACAACGCACCGUUCAUUCACUGCCCCCUUUUUCUUUGGCCCGUCGUUUCUUUCACCUUUUCACUCUCGUUCGCUUAUCGCCUCGAAAGCGCUUCCACCGAUCCCGACUCCUAAUUAAUCCGCCGCCCAGUCCAUUCACAAUGGCUUCGCCGUCUCUGUCGGACCUGGAGCAGCGGAAUCGUCUCCCGACCCUGUUCGAGGUCCUGAGUCGUCGAACGCUGGCUCCGGUCGAUCUCUUUUCGUUCUAUAUUUACAUGCGGGACCAGAAGCGCUCGGUGGACUACCUGGAUUUCUGGCUGGAUGUCUCGCAGCAUAUGUCCCUAUGUCGUCACUAUGUCCGCGAACUGCGUCGGUCUGUCUUAGUCGCUACUCCCGAUCUCGAAAAGGCCGAUAGCAAAGGCUCGUCAGCUGCUUUGGAAACAUUGGAGAGCUUUGGCGAUAUCCCGCUCGUGGAAGCCGGGCCGUCUGGUAUGCGCCGUGGUCAUCGGGACUCGGAGGAUCGAGAUGCGGAUCAAAGGUUGUCGGCAUUCCUUCGCUCAGAUGGACACACGUCUGGUCACUCCCCUCAGAGCAGUCUUGGAUCGCAGAACGCCGCCCGUACGUCGUCGAACGAAGGUCAACCCCGGGCCAGCUCCGCCACUCGCAUCGACUCCAUUUCACCGGGCCAUACGGUAGCCCGUGCCGAUAUUCGUGCCAGUGCGGAAAAAGUUCUGUAUACGUACCUGCUCCCCGGAGCGGAGAGAGAGAUCGUUCUGCCCGAAGAUAUGGUAACCUCGAUCAUCAAUCUGGUGGAAGACGACGGCCGAGACGACCCGGAGGUUUUUGAUCCCGCCAAAGACUACGUAUUCCAGGCAAUGGAACGCGACGCAUUCCCAGGGUUUUUGCAGGCGAAGGCUCUUGGUAAUCUGGUACCGCUCACCAUCAUUGCGCGCUUGGCCUUUGCUCUCAUUAGCUUCGGCGGCGGCUUCUGGGGUGCCUUUUAUGUUGUCCUUCGUGAUAAACCACGACACACCCGUUGUUGGCUGAUUCUUCCAUUCGCCGUCGCCGCCUACUUUAUUGUAUCUUACCAGUACAAACUCGACCCGGUGAUGGCAAUGCUCGGAUACAGCGAAUACACCUUCAUGAAUUGGUCUCCAAUCCGCGAACCCUAUGUGCGAAAACUGCUGAACAAACGAGCGACUGCGACGAUAUUUAUUGCCUUCUUUGUUGCGGCAGCACUAAGUGUGCUCUUCAUCUUCGUUCCGGGGACCAUGCUUUAAAUUGUUCGUGCCGCACAUGCUCCGUUAAUCGUGACCUUCCUUUCAAACCUUUACCCAAGCAUGUAAUCUCUUUGUUCGUGGAGCAUGCGGCUACUUUCUCUUGUUCUCUCCGGUCGAAGCUCUG
Aspergillus steynii IBT 23096 is the source of this 1574-nucleotide messenger RNA. It is a transcript of the gene rgsB, whose product is annotated as putative RGS domain protein (Rax1). Gene Ontology annotation, cellular component: plasma membrane. The transcript is spliced from 3 exons. The record is from RefSeq and is a predicted model, not a curated record. Gene Ontology annotation, biological process: intracellular protein localization. Lineage: Eukaryota; Fungi; Ascomycota; Eurotiomycetes; Eurotiales; Aspergillaceae. Bases 332 to 1450 code for a protein of 372 amino acids.